GAAUGUAAUAUAAAUAUUGGUUUGUUGUGAUUAUCGACAGGAAAGUGUAAAACCUACAGGGCUGUUUAAAAUUCAAUAGAUUACCACGAACACAAUGUUUUAAGUCUACUUUAAAUGAUGGUGUAUUGAUCACAGGAUGCAAAUAACAUUCAAGGUGUAAUAUGCCGAGACAAUUUAAAUAAAACCAGGCGGAUCAGUCGUAGUCAAAGACAUUAGUAUUUUUAAAAAUGUUGUAAAAGUGGACAUUUUAAUGGAACCAGCAUCAAGAAAUAGAAGGAUUCGUUUCAAAUCUUACACACGCCCAAAGUCUGAGCCAGCAAAGCCUCCACAAAAGGAUGAAUUUGAUGAUGAAUUUCUAGAUCUAGGAGACUCUGAUUACUCGUCUUCUGAUUCUACAUCCUCCGAUGAUGAGAACCAAUCGUUGUCGUUCCCGGGAAAUCAUUCAGUUAAACAUAGUACAAUACUUUGUCAGCAAGUCUAUGUCAAAUCAUGUCGUUAUUUUGAUAAAGUACCAUCUACCUACUUUUUUCGUCGACUUAAAAGAACCUAUAUAGAUUUAUCACAUCACGGAUUGGGCAUCGAUGGUGUGAAGUCAGUAGCAAUAGCACUAGUGAGUAACACAACGGUACAGCGAUUGAACUUAUCUAAUAACGACAUAACCAGUGAGGGACUGGCGCAUAUCUUACAAACAUUGCAAGAAAAUAUUGUUAUUACUGAUUUAAAUUUAAGUAACAAUAACCUAUCGACGGGAGGUGCUGUGUUACUCGAUGGAGCCUUAUCGAAUAACAGAAUAAUAACCAAACUAGAUAUAUCUGCUAACGGAUUUACUGAAGGUGAUGCUGUACAUCUUUCAAAUUUAGUAAAAAAAAAUCAGUCUAUACGAACUUUAUCUUUAAGUAAAAAUUGUUUUCGAGAGGAAGGAGGAAUUGUUCUUGGUAAAGCUUUAGAGUGCAAUGAUACAAUAACAUAUCUGGACCUAAGCUGGAAUCAUCUUCGACAACGAGGGGCUGUCUCUUUAUGUUACUGUUUACAGAUAAAUAAUACAAUUGAGUCUAUAAACCUAGCAUGGAAUGGUUUUGGUAUGGAAGGUUGUUACGAGAUGGGCAAAACACUGUUAAACAAUAGGACAAUAACAGAACUAGAUUUGACUUCGAACAGAAUUUCUCUAGAUGCAUUUAGACAACUGCUCCCAGGAGUAGGCAAAAAUAAAACUCUCAAGAUACUUAGGAUUGGGUUCAACCCAUUAACAACAGAUGGUGCAAUAGAUGUCUUACGCUCUAUAUUUAUUUCCGAAUCGGCAAUUGAAGAUUUAGACUUAUCUGACAUUUUAGUUGAUGACAGUUUUAUGAAAUUACUUACUGAAGUGAAAGAAAAGAGAAAUAUACGCGUUAAACACGGUGUUGUAUUGCGUCACGAUGAAAUCACGAAAGGAGAACAUACGAGUGUACUGGAUACAGAUGAUCCAAUGACAAUACUGUUUGAGUAUAUGAAGCAAAAGAAUCUGAGAUUAAUUGACUUAUUACACAAUCUUGAUAGAGACCAUAGUGAUACACUGACGAGAGAUGAAUUUCAGAGAGGAAUGACGAGCAUUGAUCUCCCCCUUAGUAGUAGAGCACUUGAUAUAUUAAUGAAGAAACUUGACAUAAAUCAGGACGGACAGGUAGAUUUUGAGGAAUUGACAAUAAAGCAUAAAGAGUAUCAGAGACGUAUCACAAAAUUGAGAAUGAAGUCAAAGACAGAUAGGAAGUUUUUCAAGGGAUUUGACAAACUAGAACAGCUAAGAGAAGCUGUUAGAUUACGAAUUGCUCUAAAUGUUACUAGAGAAAGCCAAAAAUAAUCAGAAUUUAUACGGGACAAAAUGUAUACUAAAGUCAUACCAGUAACUGUAGA
Mytilus trossulus (common blue mussel) is the source of this 1890-nucleotide messenger RNA. RefSeq names its product leucine-rich repeat-containing protein 74A-like. The transcript is spliced from 13 exons. Gene Ontology annotation, molecular function: calcium ion binding; protein binding. NCBI's taxonomy places the organism in Eukaryota, Metazoa, Mollusca, Bivalvia, Mytilida, Mytilidae. The coding region runs from base 251 to 1837 and encodes 528 amino acids. The record is from RefSeq and is a predicted model, not a curated record.